Molecule: messenger RNA, 891 nt
Organism: Rhagoletis zephyria (snowberry fruit fly)
Lineage: Eukaryota; Metazoa; Arthropoda; Insecta; Diptera; Tephritidae
Source: RefSeq, a predicted model, not a curated record
AUGGCUAAUCUAAUUGCAUCAGUUCGCCAGCAACUGCAUCCAGAGUUCACCAUCAACCAAGAGCUCUAUGAACCAUUGGACAUUGAGCGCAUCAGCACCGAUGACUGGUCAGUGGAGCGAUUCAUCAUCGAGAAGAAGCUGUCCACUGCUGACGCCGUUCAGAUGAUCAAGGAGACAAUGCAGUGGCGACACUACCUCCGCCUGACUACUCUAACUGAAGCACACUUUCCGCGGGAAUUCUACCUUCUGGGGACGGCCUUCUCCAGCGGAUCAUUUGACCGAGAGGGCAACGGUCUGCUCUUUCUUCGCACCAAGUUCCACCAAAAAAUGGAAGAGAUGAAGUACCUCGGAGAGCAGUACACCGCAUUUAUGGUGGAACAGCUGGAUCGGAGUUUGGGCCGCAAUCGAGGCGUGACCAUUGUCUUUGAUGCCUCCAAUUCGGGAUACGCCAAUUUGGACAUGGAGUCACUGGGGCGGCUGGUACAGGCCAUCAGCCAGUACUUUCCCUGUGGACUGAAACGGCUGCUCGUAUAUGAGAUGCUCUCCAUCUUCAGCGGCCUCUGGAGCGGUAUCAUCAGUCACUGGCUGCCGGCGGAGUUCUGCAGCAAGGUCGUCUUUGUGAACCGCAAAACGAUUGGCAGCUACAUCUCUGAAGAGGAUCUUCCCUUUUACAUGGGCGGAAGGUGUAUGGUAAAUCCUCACGCCGUUCCCGAGGGAUGCACUCGGUCUUUUGCAGAGUGGGGCGGCGUUUCCAGUCCAGAGGUGGAGGGCAACAAGUUCAGUGAGAAGGCAAUCAAGAAGGCCUUUAAAAUGUGGAAGCCAAUGAUGGAGAUGGCGAAACGUGAGGAGAAAGAGCUUUUUAAUGCAAUAUCUUCUGAAAGUGGAUUGUAA